Aphanomyces invadans is the source of this 1972-nucleotide messenger RNA. RefSeq lists its product as hypothetical. The record is from RefSeq and is a predicted model, not a curated record. The annotation marks the transcript as partial. Lineage: Eukaryota; Oomycota; Saprolegniomycetes; Saprolegniales; Verrucalvaceae. The transcript has a single exon.
ACAUGCCGUGCGCGGGACCGCGCAAGCGUGUCCUCCAGCCUGCGAAACUUCCUGGCGGCACGGAACCCACACAAUCGGCACCGUCACCGAUAUACGUCGACAUGCACGCUUCCCUCGGAGUACCGCCAGCGCAGACGUCCUCCUCGCCAAGACCUCAAUCUCGUGCGUUGUCUGUCGCCUCCACAUGGUGUCUCCUUUUUCCUUUUACUCCCACCAAUAAACUGCGCGAGCUGGUUCUCCAGGCCGAUGAAGACGAUGGAGACGCGUGUGAUACAAACAACAGCUCGCCAAGUUAUAUCAUGCGACAGCUGCACGAUCAACUGGUCCAACCGAAUCGUACCGACGGUGCAUUGCGAUCGGGGGGUGUCAUAUCCCUCUGGAAUCGGUCCCAUGUCGGCUUGGUGAUCAGUUCUGUCUUGGCAGGGUUUAUGCUCGGCGCGCUCCCGUCAACCAUCGUAUCCUUGAAGGUCCAAGCUCGGGUUGCCACGACGGCACAGCUCCUUGGCCCUGCGUUUUCGCCAAUUUACGGCCUCUCGUCGCCAGUGAUGUUCUUCCCUGCGUCUCUUCGCUUUUCAUUUGGUCUAGUGAGCGACAUCUUUCCCAUCUACGGGUCCCACCGAAUGCCGUACAUGUUGAUGGGAUGGGCCGCGUCAUUUGUCAGUUUUCUCAUCGGCGGCCUCCUCCUGUCAACCUCCGUCAUCCAAGAGCCUUCGCUCCUGCUCAUGCUGAUUGCAUGUUCAGGCGUCACGAUGGCCGACGUGGCUGGCGACGGUCUCCUGGUUGAACUGGCCCAGCGGGAGCCAGUCGCGUUUCGUGGCAGGACACAAGGUAUUGUCCUGGCAUUCAAGUUUCUUGGCGUGGCGCUGUCCCAAGCAUACAUCGCCGUCCUUGAAGGGUCUUUAUUCACGCAGUGGACUCCCUCGGAUCCCAACUACCUCGGCUUGAUCUAUAGUCUUGCCAUGCUGUCGGUCGUGCCCACUCCGUUCGUGUAUUUUCUUGCGACGAGUCGACAUCCGCCAGGCGCAUUGCCCACUUCCCUCACGACGUCCUCACCGCGCGCUUCGUUCCUCGACAAUGUGAUCGCUCUCUGGACCUGCCUUCAAUCGAAAGCGAUCGCGGCGUACUUGCUCUUCUCGUUUCUGUUUUCUCUCGCGAUCCACGUUGGAAACGGCGGCACGUCCGUCUUUAAGCGCGAGGUCCUCGACGUGUGGAUCGAGCGGUCAUGGCUGCACCAUGGCGACGCGAACGUAGCCCCUCGACAAAGCCUGUUUGUCGUUGGUGCUGGCGCUGUUGUGUUUGGACUCGCCAUGGUGGCCGUGACCAAGCGGCGAUGGAAAGCGGCACUGGCGUGGUCGACCAUAGCCAUCGGGGUGGUUGGCAGCCUCCAUGCAUCGUGCACAGUGUACGGGACAUCUCGUGUGUCGUGGUUCUGGUACGGAACGCUGCUGGUGCUGCAGGUCCCCCACGGCAUCCGCCACAUUGUAAGCCUCUUGCCCGUCGUGGAGUACGCCCCGGUCGGAUUCGAAGCCACGAUGUCGAGUCUCGCGAUGUCGGUUCAACUAGUAGCCGUUCCCAUCGUGACCGCUGUGUACAGCACCACCCUGCAGGACACGUUGGUGAACGUGCUCGAAGCCGACACGGCAUCGAUCACGCCGUCGGUGCAAACUCAAGUUGGCGACUUGAUGGCUCUUGGUCCGUUGGCUAGUUUUGGUGUGUUUGUCAGUCUCAUUUGGCUACCCAAUUCACCCGUGGAAGCUCAAGUUUGGCGAUGGGGUGGUGGUCAAAGUCGUGCCGCCGGGUGGAGCGUCGUGGCGCUGUGGUGGGCUGGCUGCACCUUGCUCCUCGUCACUAGCACCCUCACUAUGUACUCUAGCUGGUCCUGUGGAGUCGUCCUCGGGGGAAUCGGGUGUUCUGGAGCCAUCGUUCCUGGACCUAGCUAGUGCGAAUUAAUUUAAUCGGAUUUGCUGAUCAA